Molecule: messenger RNA, 2599 nt
Organism: Rana temporaria (common frog)
Lineage: Eukaryota; Metazoa; Chordata; Amphibia; Anura; Ranidae
Gene: DENND6B
Product: DENN domain containing 6B
Exons: 20
Coding region: 71-1795 (574 amino acids)
Cellular component (GO): recycling endosome
Molecular function (GO): guanyl-nucleotide exchange factor activity
Source: RefSeq, a predicted model, not a curated record
CUAGCGGCGCAGAGCGGGAUGAUAGUGCGCAGGCACAGGGCGGACCCAGUGUCUAUGGUAACCCGAGGGGAUGCUGGGCAGUGAGUGGGCUGGAAAGGGGAGAGAGAUGGAGGAGCCGGAGAGCCCUAGAGGUGGCCGCCUGCCAUGGGAAUGCUUCUCAGCCUGGCUGGACGGAGUGUGUGUGGUUACCUUCGACCUGGAGCUGGGUCAGGCGAUGGAGCUGGUGUACCCCCAUAACACCCGGAUCACAGAGAAAGAGAAAACUAAUAUUUGCUACCUGUCCUUUCCAGACUCCUAUUCAGGAUGUCUGGGUGACACACAAUUCACUUUUCGAAUGCGGCGCUCUGCAGGGCAGAGAAGCAUAUUUCAAGACAAUGAAAAGUACAAUAGAGAAGCUCCUGUUACGUUACAGAGAGAUCCCGCCCAUUACUAUGGAUAUGUAUAUUUCAGACAAGUGAAAGACAGCUCUGUGAAAAGAGGUUACUUCCAAAAGUCUUUAGUUCUCCUUUCAAGUUUGCCAUAUACCAAUCUCUUCCACACACUUUUGCAACUGAUUGCACCUGAAUAUUUCAACAAACUGGAGCCAUGUCUUGAAGCUGUAUGUAACCAGAUUGACCGCUGGCCAUUUCCAGAACCAGGACUUUCACUGUCUCUACCAAUCAUGGGCCUUGUUCUACAGGUCAAAAUUCCAGGCCAUGAUGAUCUAUUGGAGACAAAUGCUAUUACAGAUCAUCAAAAAGACCGCCUGGAUCCUCCUUAUCACAUCUCCAGCAUCCACGAGUUGGAUCUUUUCAGAUCCUUUCAGUCUGUACUGAUGAACCUCCAGUUACUAUGGGAGUUGGUUCUACUUGGGGAACCUUUGGUUGUUAUGGCUCCUUCUCCAACCAUUUCCUCUGAGAUUGUACUGGCAUUAACUGGAUGCAUUUCGCCUCUGAAGUUUUGUUCAGACUUCCGUCCAUAUUUCACUAUCCAUGACAGUGAAUUCAAAGAAUAUACAACAAGGACACAGGCUCCACCUAGCCUUCUCCUAGGAGUCACCAAUCCUUUUUUCAUAAAAACUUUGCAGCAUUGGCCACACAUUCUACGAGUAGGAGAACCCAGGAUAUCUGGGGAUCUGCCAAAGCAAGUAAAACUGAAGAAGCUAACAAAACUAAAGACGCUGGAUACUAAAACCGGAAUGUAUACCUCCUACAAGCCAUUUCUUCAUAAAGACAAAACACUGAUCAAACAGUUGCUAAAGGGUCUUCAGAAGAGGCUCCCAUCUUCUACGCUGAGUUUAUUGCUUCAAAAACAUCUGUUUGAGCUUACACAAAGCUUUAUGCUUCCACUGGAGAGGUACAUUGGUAGUCUGAUGCCACAUCACAGUUCUAUAACCCCUUGGAAGAAUCCACCCCAGGUGAGACCUUUCCAGCAAGAGGAGCUCAUGAAGAUGCUGGAACACACAGGACCUCAGUUUAGCUCUACAAUAAAAGGGGAUUGGAUGGGGCUGUACAGGCGUUUUUUGAAAUCUCCACAUUUCGAUGGUUGGUAUCGUCACAAACAACGUGAGAUGAGAGAGAAGCUGGAAACGGCACAUCUCAAUGUCAUCUGUGAAGCUAACAUUGGAGCAUGGAUCAAGAACAAAUCAGAAGUGGAGAUUGUAGAUCUGGUAUUGAAGCUAAGGGAUAAAUUGCUCAGGGCUCACAGACAACACCUUCCUAUCAGCUCUACUUCCUUGGCCAAGCUGAGACUUCACAUUGAUGAAGUAAUCCAUUCGCUUCCUGAAGAUUUGCAGAGCAUUUUGCAUCCUCAGUAAAUUUCAGUAGCAUUCCCAAACAUUCCAAGACCCGUAGAGAAUCUUGCAUUAUAUGUAAACCCUCUUGUAUCUAUUUCAUCAAGACAAUCUUCUGCAGGACUGAUAAGAGAAACUAGAGAAAAAAAAGCAACCCUAAUAUUUAGGAGAAACCUGUAAUGCCAACACCAUACAAGGCUCCAAAGCACUGGAAGAUCUACAGUAUGUUUUUUAUUUGCAAAUUACGAAAUCUGUAAAAAAAAAAAAAAAUUAACGUCUGAUUUACUGGGAUCCUGCAUUAUCACCAAAGGAACAAGCACAACAAAGAUGGUCCCAUGUAAAGAUAGCUUAUUGGGUGCUUGGUUAUACCAACCUUUGAAGAGGCAAUGAAAUAUGUAACCUAUUUUUCUUCAAUACUGAUACUUUAUUGCUUAUGUAACAAUAGAGGUUUGUGUAAUUUGCUAAAGAGUUUGGGAUUCUUCUGUGAAUAGUUCACUUUUGUUAAUCUCUGAAUUGGUUCAGCUAUAGCUAGAACUACACCCUUCAGUUCAGCAAGACCUAUAUUGGAGCUGGGCUUUAAGUGGAUGAUACUAUGUUUUAUAUUCUGUAUUACUUUGUGCAAAAUGCUGCACAGGGCAUAUUUUCAUAUAUGUCACUAUAUUUAUUGAUUUAAGUUAAAUGUAAUAUAACAACAUUUGAAUUUAUUGUGAUGUAAAGCUGUUUAGACAUCCACAUGUGCAUUAACAAAUAUGUGGUUUGACCACCCUUUUGCUUCUGAGGUGAAUGCAGGCUUUAAUACCUGCACAGUGUAGGUCAGGGGUCUCCAAA